Molecule: messenger RNA, 1488 nt
Organism: Vitis vinifera (wine grape)
Lineage: Eukaryota; Viridiplantae; Streptophyta; Magnoliopsida; Vitales; Vitaceae
Product: benzaldehyde dehydrogenase, mitochondrial-like
Exons: 12
Coding region: 1-1488 (495 amino acids)
Molecular function (GO): aldehyde dehydrogenase (NAD+) activity
Source: RefSeq, a predicted model, not a curated record
AUGGCUGCUCCUAAGAUCUCAUCGCUGCUCUCUUGCUCUUUCACUUCUUCUUCUUCUUUUUCUUCUUCUUCUGCUAUGUUUUCUUCUAUAGGGAGGAAUUCGUCCCGGAGAAGAGGGAUCUUUAGAUAUAGCACUGCUGCAGCUGUUGAAGAACCAAUCAAUCCUUCUGUUAAUGUGAAUUAUACUCAGCAUUUAAUCAAUGGACAAUUUGUGGAUGCCGCAUCUGGGAAAACUUUUGAGACAUUGGACCCCAGGCUGAAGAAGAGAUCUAGGAUGAUCUUGCGUUUUGCUGAUUUGCUUGAAAAGCACAAUGAUGAGAUUGCAGCACUCGAAACUUGGGAUAAUGGGAAGCCAUAUGAACAAGCUGCAAAGGUUGAAGUACCAUUGAUGAUACGUUUGAUGCGGUACCAUGCGGGUUGGGCAGAUAAGAUUCAUGGUCUCACAGUUCCUGCUGAUGGAUUGCAUCAAGUGCAAACCUUUCAUGAACCCAUUGGCGUUGCUGGACAGAUUAUUCCCUGGAAUUUCCCACUUCUCAUGUAUGUUGGAAGUAUAUUUCUCUAUUGCAUCAAUGCUCAGUUCAUCAAAACCCUAAUCCCAAGUACUUGCAGUGGGGCCGGGCUUCCUCCAGAUGUUCUAAAUGUGGUUUCUGGUUAUGGUCCAACUGCUGGUGCAGCACUUGCCAGCCAUUUGGAUAUGGGCAAGCUUGCUUUCACUGGAUCAACUGUAACUGGAAAUUCUGUUCUUCAAUUGGCUGCAGGGAGCAAUCUUAAGCCAGUGACUUUAGAGCUUGGAGGGAAAUCCCCUGUCAUUGUGUGUGAGGAUGCUAAUGUAGAUGAGGCUGUUGAGCUAGCCCACUUUGCUUUAUUCUUUAAUCAGUGGCAAUGUUGUGCUGCUUGCUCUCGUACAUUUGUACAUGAAAGUAUAUAUGAUGAGUUUGUAGAGAAGGCAAAGACACGUGCUUUAAGACGUACCAUUGGUAAUCCAUUCAAGGCAGGCAUUGAGCAAGGCCCCCAGAUUGAUUCAGAUCAAUUUGAGAAGAUCCUGAGAUACAUAAGAUCUGGUGUUGAAAAUGCAGGUACCCUUGAAACUGGAGGUGAGAGAUUUGGCAAUGAGGGCUUCUUCAUUAAGCCUACAGUUUUCUCAAAUGUUCAGGAUGGCAUGUUGAUAGCACAGGACGAGAUAUUUGGACCAGUUCAGUCCAUCCUGAAAUUCAAGGACCUUGAUGAGGUGAUAAGAAGGGCAAACGCCGCUAGUUAUGGGUUGGCCGCAGGAGUCUUUACCCAGAACUUAGACACAACCAACACCCUGACCCGUGCACUAAGGGUGGGCACAGUAUGGGUUAACUGCUUUGAUGUGUUUGAUGCAGCGAUUCCUUUUGGUGGGUACACGAUGAGUGGGCAUGGCAGAGAAAAGGGUAUGUACAGUCUUCAAAAUUACCUGCAAGUGAAGGCUGUUAUUGCUUCCUUGAAGAACCCUGCGUGGUUAUAA